AUGUCAUUCAGAGGUAUAAAAAUUUUGGAUCAGUUAUUCCCAAAUAUGACGUGGGCACAAAGAGUUGUGGAGAUUUUGUACGAGCAAAUAUUAAUGCAUUUUCUCGCCAACUCUGAAAAGAUAUCACAGAACAUUCUCAAUCGAAAUCUGAAGGAUGCAGACAUCUCGUUAGUGAAUUGUCUAUACACAAAAUUUUGUAGCCUGACUUCACUCAUAAAUUCCAAAAGAAAUCAACGCAACGAAAUUACCAAAAAAAUAAAAUCUAUCCAAGACAAGAACGAGAAAAACAAAUUGGUCGAACAAGCGAAAGAGAUCAAAGAGGAAAUUCAAAAAAUGGAAGUCGAAUUGGUUAAGGUUGAAGAAGAAAUGCUGAUGGAAGGGUUGAAAAUUCCUAAUGACACACAUGAAGAGGUUCGAGUUGGCGGUGAGGAGGUUUCCAGGGUGGUAAAGAUUGUUGGAAAUCCAUUGGGUGAAUCUCUAGAACCUGUAGACUUUUCUACUUCCUCACGCGCACAAAUUGAUCCCAUUGUACGUAAAACAACCAAAGAUCACAUAGAAAUUGCGAAAAAAUUUGAUCUCAUUGAUUUCGAGGCAGCAUCAACUGUUACGGGUACAAGCUGGUAUUACUUGCGUAAUGCCGGUGCAUUACUAGAAUUGGCAUUAAUACAGUACGCCAUGCAAAAAUUGAUAGCCAAAGGGUAUACGCCAGUGAUUACUCCGGAUGUAGUAAGGACAGAAUUUAGUAAUGCGUGUGGAUUCCAACCACGGGAUGAUGAACUUUCUCAAAACUAUUUUGUUUCUACGGACGCUCAUAUUUCGCCAGGAGAUUCUGCAUCCUAUCAGCGUACGCUAGCCGCUACGGCUGAAAUUCCACUCGCGGGAAUUUAUGCAGGCAAAAUAUUGUCACCAUCACAGUUACCCAUACGGAUGGUGGGAUUUGGUAGAGCGUUUAGAGCAGAAGCGGGAGCACGAGGUCAAGACGCAAAAGGACUUUAUCGUGUACAUCAAUUUAGUAAGGUUGAGAUAUUUUGUUUGACCAGACCUGAGGAAAGUAAUGCAAUGUUGAAUGAGAUUGUUAAUAUACAAGAAGAGAUAUUCCGUGAAUUGGAAUUAUGUUUUAGGCAUGUACGAACUUUAAUAAAUUUCUGGAUUUUGGACAUGCCUACAUACGAACUUGGAGCUAGUGCAUAUCGGAAAUUCGAUAUAGAAGCUUGGAUGCCUGGACGCGGAAGAUGGGGAGAGAUAUCCUCCGCCUCAAAUUGUACAGACUAUCAAUCGCGCCGCUUAAACAUCCGAUAUAAACCCUCGAUUUCUUUACAAGAACAAGUUGGUAAUAAUGCAAAUAAUAUCGCAGGACAGAAAGCCCAACAAACACAGCACACGGAAUUUGUUCACACACUGAAUGGAACCGCAAUUGCGGUACCAAGAAUGAUUAUUGCAAUACUUGAGAACUUUCAAAGGGAUGAUGGGAAAGUGACAAUACCAAAAGUGUUAAGAAAUUGGAUGUGUGGAAUGAAAGAAAUAGGGUGA
Molecule: messenger RNA, 1530 nt
Organism: Acaulospora morrowiae
Lineage: Eukaryota; Fungi; Glomeromycota; Glomeromycetes; Diversisporales; Acaulosporaceae
Source: the annotation of a GenBank genome assembly